AUGACUUUAAUAAUUUCAGUACCAUCAAUUGAUAAAACAAUUAAUUUUCCAUUUAAAAGUGAAAUAACAAUACAAGAAUUAAUUAAUCAAAUUUUAAAAGCAGUUAAUUUGGAAAACAAAGAUAAUAAUAAUAAUUUUAAAUUACAAUAUGAAAAUAGUGAAUUAUUUGAAACCGAUACAAUUGGUGAUUUAUCAAUUCCUGAUAAUUCAAAAUUAAUUUUAAUUAAUCAAUCAAAAUUAGUACCAACAACUACAACAACUACAACAACAACUACCACUACUACUAAUAAUUCUAAAAAUGUUAUUGAUUUGGAAUAUAAAAAAAUUGAAAUGUCAAAUAGUAAUGAAUUUUUAAUUAAACAAAUUGAUAUGAUUGUAUUAGAUGUUUCAUGUUCAAUGACAGCUGUGGCAUAUAAUGGGUCAACAAAACCAGGUUUGCUUGAAAUGAAUAGAAGUGAAGUUUCACAAGCAUUAUUUCAAACAAUGUUGGAUAAAUAUGUUUCAUUUGAAGUACCAGUAGUUGCUGGUUUAGUAUUAUUUGGUCAAAAAAUUGAUACAGCAUUUGAAAUUAGUAAAAAUUUUGAUUCAUUUUCACAAGAAUUGGGUGAAGUUGUUGCAAAUCAAGGUUCUACAAGAUUAUAUGAAGCAAUUUAUCAUGCAGCAAAUGAGAUUGAAAAAUAUAGAAAUAAUCCAAAAGAGAAAUUAGCACCAGAUGUUUGUUGUAGAAUUUUCUUAUUAACUGAUGGUCAAGAUACCUCAAAUAUUAAUCCUUAUAAUGUUUAUCAAUAUUUAAAACCAUUAAAUAUUAUAUUGGAUGCAAUUCCAAUUGGUAGAGAUGAUAAUAGUACAUUAUCAACUCUUACUAAAGCAACUGGUGGUAGUUGUUUCAUGGCAAAUUCAACCCAAGAAGGUGUUGAACUAUUUGAACGUGAAGCUUUAUUAAUACCAACUCAAAGAGAUUCCUUCUCUCCAUUCUCUUCCCCAAUUGAAAAUGAACAACAAUUUUCAUCAUUAAAAGGUGAUUUAUUGAAAACAAUCUCUCGUAAAGUUGAUAGUGCUCUUAAAGGUAUAACAUGUGUUUCAAAAAUUGAUCAACAAAAACUUGAUGAAAUUUCAAAUAAUAUUAAUAAUGGUAGUGGUGCUGGUGGUACAAGUAAAAGAAUUUAUAGAGAGUAUAUCAGUUUUCAAAAAUCAAUUGAAGAAUUAAAUAAAAAUGGUAAAUCAUCAAUAUUCACACUUUAUGCAAAUCCAAAUGAUAUUUCAGUUUGGAAAGUUAUAAUGAAAGGUGUAGUUGAUACACCAUAUGAAGGUGGUCAUUUCGUACUCUCUGUUCAAUUUCCAAAUAUCUAUCCAUUUGCACCACCAAAAGUUAGAUUUGAAAAUCGUAUCUAUCAUUGUAAUAUCAAUACUGAUGGUAAUAUAUGUUUAGAUAUUUUAAAAGACCACUGGUCUGCUGCUAUCACUACUGAAAAAGUUUUACUUUCAAUUCAUUCACUUUUAUCUAAUCCAAAUCCAAUGGAUCCAUUAGAUGUUGUAAAAGCUGGAAUUUAUCGUGAUAAUAUUACAGAAUACAAUGCUCAAUGUAAAAAAUGGGUUCAAGAUUAUGCCUCCUCACUUGAAGAUUUAUUAAAAGAACAUGACUUAAUUUAA
Dictyostelium discoideum AX4 is the source of this 1650-nucleotide messenger RNA. RefSeq lists its product as hypothetical. The record is from RefSeq and is a predicted model, not a curated record. NCBI's taxonomy places the organism in Eukaryota, Evosea, Eumycetozoa, Dictyosteliales, Dictyosteliaceae. The transcript has 2 exons. The coding region runs from base 1 to 1650 and encodes 549 amino acids. Gene Ontology annotation, molecular function: ligase activity.